GUGUCCUUGUGUUCUCAUUUUUCAUCACCUGCCUAUGAGUGAGAAUAUGCGGUGUUUCAUUUUCUGUUCUUGUGUCAGUUUGCUGAGGAUGAUGUUCUCCAGAUUCAUCCAUGUCCCUACAAACGACACUGGAAAAAUGUGGCACAUAUACACCAUGGAAUAUUAUGCAGCUAUCAUUUCACUCUUAUCCUCCUAUAGUCCUGAAAAAUACUAACUCUAGAUAUUGGUUUCAUAAAUGCAGGAGUGGGGAAAGAGCCAGAGAGUAAAUAUUUCAGGCUUUGCAGCCUACAUGGUUUUUGUCACAUAUUCUCUGCUUGUUUGAAGAUUAUUUAGAUUAGUGGUUCUCAAACUUUCUUGAUGCAUGGCACCCUUAGAUAAAAAAAGAUGUCUAACAGUUCUAUUUAUUGAGUACAGUGGUUGUUGGGUCCAAACAUUAAGUACAUAUGUCACAAACUUAGUAGCCAUUUUAAAAAAUACAUAAAUUGAAGGAAAAGAUGAUUUUGAAAAUUUUAUUCCUUUUUUUUUUGAGAUGGAGUUUCGCUGUUGUUAUCCAGACUGGAGAGUGCAAUGGCACGGUCUCGGCUCACCGCAACCUCUUCUGGGUUCAAGCAAUUCUCCUGCCUCAGCCUCCUGAGUAGCUGGGAUUACAGGCACGCACCACCGUGCCCAGCUAAUUUUUGUAUUUUUAGUACAGACGGUGUUUCACCUUGUUGACUAGGAUGGUCUCGAUCUCUCGACCUCGUGAUCCACCCACCUCGGCCUCCCAAAGUGCUGGGAUUACAGGUGUGAGCCACUGCGCCCGGCCUGAAAAUUUUAUUCUUAAAUAAUCACACUUACUCAUUGGAUACAUAUGCCUGUUGGACACUGCACAACUUCCCAAACUUUGGAAUCAGUUUAUACCCUGCCACCCUCAUUUCCUGUACCACUUUAAUAAAAGUACUUGUUUUUUAUCACAGCAACUGUGAACAAUUUAUCUUUACAGUGAUGUUAUUAAAACUAAUGUAAUGCACAUGGUACUAUUUUGAGAUAGUAGUUUAUACAGUACCUGACAGAUGUUCAGAAUUGCUGUGCAUCUCUCAAUUUUUAAAUAUCCUAGGACAUCACUGUGAGUAUGCUGCAGCACCCUUGGGUGCCAGGUACACAGUUUGGAACCAGUAACUUUUUUUUUUUUUUUUUUUGAGAUGAAGUCUCACUUACCCUGUUGUCCAGGCUGGAGUACAGUGGUGCCAUCUCAACUCACUGCAACCUCUGCCUUCUGGGUUCAAGGUAUUCUGUCUCAGCUUCCCAAGUAGCUGCAAGUAGGUGGGAUUACAGGAGCAUGCUACUACACCCAGCUACAUUUUUUGUAUUUUUAGUAAAGACAGAGGUUUUGCCAUGUUGCCCGGGCUGAUCCUGAACUCCUGGCCUCAAAUGAUCCGCCAGCCUCAGCCUCCCAAAGUGCUGAGAUUACAGGCGUGAGCCACUGCACCUGGUCCCUGGAACCAGUAACUUAAUGUGUCAAUAACUAAGAGUUUGGCCAUAACAGUGUUUUAUAAAUGAAGCUUAAUCUAUGAGUCUGGAGUCUCCUAUUUGUGUUGAAAGUGUAACUUUGGCUGGGCAUGGUGGCUCACACCUAUAAUCCCAGCACUUUGGGAGGCUGAGGUGGGCAGAUCACCUGAGGUCAGGAGUUCGAGAUCAGCCUGGCCAACAUGAUGAAACCCUGUCUCUACUAAAAGUACAAAAAUUAGCCAAGUGUAGUGGCGUGCGCCUGUAAUCCCAGCUACAUGGGAGGCUGAGGCAGGAGAAAUGCUGGAACCCGGGAGGCAGAGGCUGUAGUGAGCCGAAAUUGUGCCGCUGUACUCCAGCCUUGGUGACAGAGCAAGACCUUGUCUCAAAAAAAAAGAAAAGAAAAAUAGAACUUAACAGUUAUAGAAUAUUUAAAAAGGGGGACUUCAGUAACCUCUGAAUUUCAUCAGUUAAGUGCCAACUGAUUGGUCUACAGAUUGGACAGGAAUUAUGCUUUUAAUGACUAUUUUAAACAGCAAAGAUCUUUAAGUGAUCUUGAGUUGAUAGUAGUUAAUAUUUUUAUCUGUGAAUUUUGAACAUGUACACUGAAUUUGAAAAUAUUUUCAAAGGAGAAAAAUGCAAGUUGGUGGUCAAAUAAUUGUUUCUUUUUUUUUUUUUUUGAGAUGGAGUUUUCGCUGUUGUUACCCAGACUGGAGUGCAAUGGCACGAUCUCGGCUCACCGCAACCUCCGCCUUCUGGGUUUAAGCAAUUCUCCUGCCUCAGCCUCCCGAGUAGCUGGGACUACAGGCGCACACCACCAUGCCCUGCUAAUUUUUGUAUUUUUAGUAGAGACGGGUGUUCAUCUUGUUGACCAGGAUGGUCUCGAUCUCUUGACCUCGUGAUCCACGUGCCUCAGCCUCCCAAAGUGCUGGGAUUAUAAGGGUGAGCCACCGCGCCAGGCCCAAAUAAUUGUUUCUUAAUUGCUCAUUCAGCAAAUGUUUAUUGAGGCGAGGCCUGCUGGUUUAUACUUGUAAUCCCAGCACUUUGGGAGGCAGAGCUGGGAGGAUCACUUGAGCCCAGGAGUUCAUCACAAGCCUGGGCAACCUAGUAGACUCGAACUCUACAAAAAAAGAAAAAAAAAAAUUUAGCCAAGCAUGGUGGCAGAUUCCUGUAACCCCAGCUCCUCAGGAGGCAGGGGCAAGAGGAUUACUUGAGCCCAGGACUUUGAGCCUGCAGUAAGCCGAGGUCACACUACUGCACUUCAGCCUGGACAACAAAGCAAGAUCCUGUCUCCCUGACCCCCAACAGAAAAAAGAAAUGAGUGGAUUGGGGAUAUUGGGAGCAUUUAUUGGAAAUAAAAUUACAUGAGAAAUUGAAUAGACGUAAGUGGGUGUCAUAUUUUUUGGGUCUUAGAGGGAAAGUUUUCAAAGUUUAGCUAUUAAGUUGGUCUUUGCUAUUAGUUUUUUGAAUAGCUACUGUUAAUUUACCUUCUAUUUGUAGUUUGCUAUAUUUUUUUAAAGUAUUUUUUAAAAAUUUGUUUUCAAGACAAGGUAUAGCUCUGUGGCCCAGACUGGAAUACAGUGGCAUGAUCAUGGGUCACUACAGCAUCUACCUCCCAGGCUUAAGCUCUUCUUCUGCCUCACCCUCCCAAGUAGCUGGAACUACAGAAGAGUUUUCUUCAAAAAUGGAUGGGGUGUCUUCAGAGGCUGGUGAAGAAAAUGGCAAUAUAGAGAGACCUGUUAGAAGACAGCAUUCCUCAAUUUUGAAACCCCCAAGAAGUCCUCUUCAGGACCUCAGAGGUGGGAAUGAAACAGUUCAGGAAUCCAAUGCUUUGAGAAAUAGGAAAAACUCGCGUCGAGUCAGCUUUGCAGAUACUAUAAAGGUAUUCCAGACAGAGUCUCAUAUGGAAAUAGUGAGAAAGUCAGAAAUGGCAGAAACAGAAGCAGGAGAAAGUCUCUCGAUACAGAAUAAGAAAUUAGAAGAUAACAACUGUGAAAUUACUGGGAUGAACACAUUGCUUUCUGCUCCCAUUCAUACCCGGAUGCAACAGAAGGAGUUUUCAGUUAUAGAACAUAACCAUGAAAGGAAACAUGCAAAUGACCAGACAGUCAUCUUUUCAGAUGAAAACCAGAUGGAUCUGACAUCAAGUCACACUGUAAUGAUUACCAAAGGCCUUUUAGAUAAUCCCAAAAGUGAAAAGUCCACCAAGAUAGAUACCACAUCAUUUCUAGCUAAUUUAAAGCUUCACACUGAGGACUCAAGAAUGAAAAAAGAAUUAAAUUUUUCCAUGGAUCGAAACACUUCUUCAGAAAAGAAAAUAAAUUUCAAUGACUUCAUAAAAAGAUUGAAAACAAGAAAAUGUAAUGCUUUUCCUAAUGGGCCUGAUAAAGAAAAUUUUGAGAUACCUGUUUAUUCUGAUGAAUCACGUAACGCCUUUUCUACACGUCAUGUGCAUGUAUCUCUUAAUGAAGAUGAGAGUAACAGUAACAUUACUAGGAUCUUUAGAGAAAAAGAUGAUGGGAUGAAUUUCACUCAGUGUCAUACAGCGAAUAUUCAGACAUUGAUUCCCACAUCCAGGGAGACCAACUCACAGGAAUCUAAAGGUAAUGAUAUUACAAUUUAUGGCAGUGACAUUAUGGACUUGACAUUGAACCACACUAUACAGAUUUUACCCGCAACAGAUAAUUUUUCUAAAAUAGAAAAUCAAACUCAGAAUGCCAUAAUGGAUGUAACAACAGGUUAUGAGACUAAAGCUUCAGGAAAGAAAACAAUUUUUAAGAGUAAACAAAAUGCUGCUUUUCAAGACCCUUCCAUAAACCCUGCAGACAAAAUACAUAUUACCAAAGGUCAUAUUAUGGGAGCGGAAACUCACAUAGUCUCACAUACUUGUAAUCAAGAUGCCCCAAUAUUAGCCAGGACCCCAGAAUCUAUAUGUUCUAAUUCAGCUAUUCAAGGUUGUAAGACAGUUUUCUAUUCCAGUCGUAGUGAUACCAUGGAAAUGACCAAGUGUGUCUCAAGUAUGAGAGAAGAGAAAAAUUUGCUAAAGCAUGACAGUAAUUAUUCUAAAAUAUAUUGCAAUCCAGAUGCUAUGUUUUGUCUCACAGAGAAAACUAUUUAUUCUGGAGAGGAGAACAUGGAUAUCACCAAGAGUCACACAGUUGAAAUAGAUAAUCAGAUUUUUAAACAAGAUCAAUCAAAUGUGCAGAUAGCAGCUGUACUACCACCUGAAAAAGAAAUGAUGCUCCAAAAUCACAUGACCAUAUCAGAAGAUGGGAAAACAAAUGUAAAUUGUAACUCAAUUCCUCGUGUAUCUAAGGAAAGAAUACAGCAGAGCUUGUCAAAUAUUUUAUCUAUUUCAUUGACUGGUAGAAAGACUGAACUUUUAGCAGGUGAAGAUAUGGAUUUGACUGAAAGUCACACAAGUAACUUAGGAAGUCAGGUUCCUCUUGUAACUUACAGUCCAGCACCGGAGAAUACCAGUGAAUCUCACUCUCAUAGUAAAAGCUGUUCAGAUAAAUGUCAAAAAAUGACCAAAAGUCAUACUGAACCAUUUCAACAACCAGACAUAAUAUCUAAAAACAGCCUAAGCGAUGCCUGUAACAAAGACAAAGAGCAGAUUUUGAAGAUUUUGCCAUACCUUGAUAAAGAUUUUCCUCAGUCAGCUGAUUGUAAUCAGGACAUAGCAACAAGCCAUAAUAUAGUCUACUCUGGUGGAGUUUUUGAUAAACAAGUAGCUAAUAGAAAUACAAUUUCAUGUGAACAAUCUUUGUUUUCUACUACAAAGCAAUUCUCUUCAUCAGGACAAUCUUCUAUGAAAAUUCAUGAUACUACUAUUAGUAGUCAUACGGUGAAAUCUCUACUAGGUCAGAAUUCUAAACUGGCUGAGCCACUGAGGAAAAGUUUAAGUAAUCCCACACCUGACUAUUGUCAGGACAAGAUGCUUAUGUGUUCCGAGGAAGAGCAAAAUAUGGAUCUAACAAAGAGCCACACUGUUGUCAUUGGAUUUGGUCCUUUUGAACUACAGAAACUUGGCAAAACUAAUUUAGAACACACUAUUAGCCAGCUAACAACAGCAAGCAGACAGACAGCUGUAAAAGUUGAAAAAUGUGGUAAAAGUCCCAUAGAAAGAAGUGGAGUACUUGUAUCUAACAGUAUUAUGGAUGUGUUAGAGGAUGAAAGUGUACAAAAACCUGAAUUUCCUGAGGAAAAGCAAAAUGUCAAAAUUUGGGGAAGGAAAAGUGUUGGUGGACUAAAAAUUGAUAAGACUAUUGUAUUUUCAGAAGAUAAGAAUGAUAUGGAUAUCACUAAGAGUUAUACAAUGGAAAUAAACCAUAGACCUUUAUUAGAUAAACAUGAUUGUCAUUUGGUGCCAUUGGCAGGAACUUCUGAAACUAUUUUAUAUACAUGUGGGCAAGAUGACAUGGAAAUCACUAGAAGUCACACAACUGCCUUAGGAUGUAAAACUGUCUCACCAGACGAAAUAACUACUAGGCCUAUGGACAAAACUGUAUUGUUUGUAGAUAAUCAUGAUGAACUAGAAAUGACAAAGUCCCAUACUGUUUUCAUUGACUACCAAGAAAAGGAAAGAACUGUUCUUCCAAACAGUCCUAACUUUGAACUAUCCGAAAGGAAAAGCCUAGGAACACCAAAAGUGUUAUGUACUCCUAUUGAGGAGAGCGUUUUCUUGCCAGAAAAUGGUGAAAGUGAUGGUCUAGUAGCAAGUGACAGCCAGCUAACACCUCUGGAGGAAUGGCCCAAUAAUAGGGGUCUUGUAGAGGUUGCUGAUAACAUGGAAGUGUCUAAAUCAACCACUUGGAAAAACAUCAAAGAUGUACAAAAUCCUGGAUUUCUGAAUGAACUUCUAUCAGCCAAAAGUCAGAGAAGAAAAAGCCUUAAGCUAAAAAAUGACAAGACCAUUGUAUUUUCUGAGAAUGACAAAAAUGAUAUGGAUAUUACCCAGAGUUGUAUGGUGGAAAUAGAUAACAAAAGUGCCCUGGAGGAUCAAGAGGACUUCCAUUUGGUGCCUUUGGCAGGGGCUUCUAAAACUGUUUUGUAUUCAUAUGAGCAGGAUGACAUGGAGAUCACUAGAAGUCACACAACUACCUUAGAAUAUAAAACUGUCUUGCCAAAUGAAAUAGUUACUAGGCCCAUGGACAAAACUGUAAUAUUCACAGAUAAUCACAAUGAUCUGGAUGUCACCACAUCCCAUACUGCUUUUAUUGAAUGUCAAGCCACAGAGAAAAUACUUGAGGAGAACCUUAAAUUUGGAAUAGCAAAAGGAAAAAACUUGGGUGUUUCCUUUCCUAAGGAUAAUAGCUGUGUUCAAGAAAUCGCUGAAAAACAAGCACUGGGUAUAGAAAACAAAAUUGUUCUUUACACUGAGCAAAAGCAACAACGCUUUGCUUCUACUAAUACAUUGUCUGGGAAUCAAGGUGAAAUGGAAAUCAUCAAAUUCCAUAAUGCUGCUAUGGAUGAAAAAGUCAUAGGGAAAGUUGUAGACCAGGCCUGUACGUUGGAAAAAGCCCAAAUUGAAAGCUGUCAGUUAAAUAAUAGAGAGAGAAGAAAUGUAGAUUUUAUAAGCAGUCAUGCAAUUGCUGUUUGUGGAUCCAGUGAUAAUUAUUCCUGUUUUCCAAAUGUUAUUAACUAUACUGAUAAUUUGGAGGGUAGUGCCAUGCCCUUAUGUGAUAAAGAUAAGGAAAAAGCCAAUAAUUGCCCAGUGCAGAAUGAUCUUGCACCCAUAUGUGAAAACAAGCCUAAAAUGCUCAAUAAUGAGAAGUGGUUUGCUGCAGCCUAUAAAGAAGAACUGAAGGAAAAUACUCAAACAACUAACUGUAAUUCAGCUCUUGAUUUCCACAGUAACUCAGAUUUGACUAAGCAAGUCAUUCAAACUCAUGUGAAUGCUGGAAAAGCACCAGAUCCUGCAAUGACAUCUAAUAUUCACUGUUUUCUUAGAGUCAAACCAAAUCUGAAUGAUUUGAAUGGAAAAACUGAAGCUUUUCAAACUGUUCAUGUACCACCUCCUCCAGAGCAAUUACUUGAAUUGGGAAAUAAGGCACACAAUGGUAUGAGUGUAGUGCAAGCUACAGAAAUACUUAAUAUUAACAUAAUCUCCAGCAAUGCUAAAGAUAGUAGAGAUGAAGAAAAUAAAAAGUCUCGUAAUGAAGCUGAAACCACCUCUCUACCAUUAAAGACAGUUGUUAAAGAUAAAGUGAGGAGAUGUUCUUUGGGAAUCUUUUUGCCUAGAUUGCCAAACAAGAGAAAUUGCAGUAUCACUGGUAUUGAAGACCUGGAACAGAUUCCAGCAUACACAACUGAUUUAAAUCACAUAGAAACUCAGCCAGUCUCUAGCCAAGAUUCAGGCAUUGGAUCUGUUGCAGCUAAACUGAACCUAAGUCCUUCUCAAUAUAUAAAUGAGGAAAAUCUUCCUAUAGAUCCUGAUGAGAUCAGUUCCUCAGACUCUAUUAACAUAGAAACUGAGGAAAAGGCUUUGAUUGAGACAUACCAAAAAGAGAUUUCACCAUAUGAAAAUAAAAUGGAGAAAAUUUUCAUUAGCCAAAAAAGAACCUGGGUACAAGAAGAAGAAGAUACUCAGAAGGAGAAAAAAAUCAGAAAAAAUGAGAUUAAGUUUAGUGAUACUGCACAAGAUCAGGAGAUUUUUGAUCACCAUACUGAAGAGCAUAUAGAUAAAACUGCUAACAGUGUAUUGAUAAAAAGCCUGAGCAGGACCCCAUCUAGUUGCAGCAGCUCUCUGGAUUCGAUCAAGGCUGAUGGGACCUCCCUGGACUUUAGCACUUACCGCAGUAGUCAAAUGGAAUCACAGUUUCUCAGAGAUACUAUUUGUGAAGAGAGCUUGAGGGAGAAACUCAAAGAUGGGAGAAUAACAAUAAGAGAGUUCUUUAUACUUCUCCAGGUCCACAUCUUGAUACAGAAACCCCGACAGAGCAAUCUUCCAGGCAAUUUUACCGUAAACACACCUCCUACUCCAGAAGACCUGAUGUUAAGUCAAUAUGUUUACCGACCCAAGAUACAGAUUUAUAGACAAGAUUGUGAAGCUCGUCGCCAAAAGAUUGAAGAGUUAAAGCUUUCUGCAUCAAACCAAGAUAAACUGUUGGCUGAUAUAAAUAAGAACCUGUGGGAAAAAAUGAGACACUGCUCUGACGAAGAGCUACAGGCCUUUGGAAUUUACCUUAACAAGAUAAAAUCGCGUUUUACCAAGAUGACUAAAGUCUUCACUCACCAAGGAAAAGUGGCUCUGUAUGGCAAGCUGGUGCAGUCAGCUCAGAAUGAGAGGGAAAAACUUCAGACAAAGAUAGAUGAGAUGGAUAAAAUACUUAAGAAGAUCGAUAACUGUCUCACUGAGGUGGAAAUAGAAACUAAGAAUUUGGAGGAUGAAGAGAAAGACAGUCUUGUGGAAGAAUGGGAUUCUGAAAUGAGAACUGCAGAGAAAGAACUGGAACAGCUGAAAACUGAGGAGGAGGAGUUUCAAAGAAAUCUCUUAGAACUGGAGGUACAAAAAGAGCAGACCCUUGCUCAAAUAGACUUUAUGCAAAAACAAACAAAUAGAACUGAAGAGCUACUGGAUCAGUUGAGCUUGUCUGAGUGGGAUGUUGUUGAGUGGAGUGAUGAUCAAGCUUUAUUAACCUUUGUUUAUGAUUCGAUAGAACUCACCAUUACCUUUGGAGAGUCAAUUGUUGGUCUCCCUUUCCUGGACAACAAUAUAAGGAAGAUUAUUGAUGUGAAUUUUCAAUCUCUGUUAGACGAGGAGAAAGCUCCUCCUUCCUCCCUUUUAGUUCAUAAGCUUAUUUUCCAGUACAUUGAAGAAAAGGAAUCCUGGAAGAAGACAUGUACAACACAGCAUCAGGUACCCAAGAUGCUUCAAGAAUUCUCACCGGUAGUGAACCACUGCAGACUCCUUGGAGAGGAGAUUGAGUAUUUAAAGACAUGGGGACCAAAUUAUAACCUAAUGAACAUAGAUGUUAAUAAUUUUGAAUUGAGACUUUUAUUCUCUAGCUCUGCAGCAUUUGCAAAGUUUGAAAUAACUUUGUUUCUCUCAGCCUAUUAUCCAUCUGUACCAUUACCUUUCACCAUUCGGAAUCAUAUUGGGAACACUAGCCAAGAUGAUAUUGCUACCAUUCUAUCUAAAGUGCCCCUGGAGAACAACUACCUGAAGAAUGUAGUCAAGCAAAUUUACCAAGAUCUGCUUCAGGACUGCCACUUCUACCACUAGACCCUUGGACCACCAUUAGAACAGCCCAGCAGAAUGUCGUCGAUAUUAUGUCAGGAUCCCAUUGCUCUGUAGCCUUUGUCUUUAGGUCAUUACAAGCUGAGUAAAAUUCCUUCUGAUGAUGUUAUAGUUAAUCUGUAUGCUUUUAGAUCUCUGCAAAAUGAUGGUGAUGAAGGCUGGAAUGAUGAAAGGCCUGUUAUCAACUUAUUCAUCUUUGUACCAAAGGUUUAAGUAAUAGGACACUGAGGAAAAAUUUCUUCUAACUAAACUAAUGCUUUCUGCUUUAGUACAAGCCCUAAGGAUUAACUUUUAAAUAUAAGAGGAAGUUUUACCACGGACAAAAACAUUAGCCAUUUUUUCACAAAAUUUCUUUUUGUUUUCCCACACUAAAACAAAAAGAGAGAAAGCAAUAGCACUCAGCCAUAAAUCCCAAAGAUAGAACUAUGAUUUUUAAGUAGCCUGGCUUCUGCCUAGCCACUAUUUCUUCAGUAGAGAUGUAUCUGUCUACAAACUAUUCAUCUUUUUUCUCCAUUACUAAAAUGGUAUUAACAGAAAGCAGGGCCAGGUGCAAUGGGUUGCUCACACCUGCAAUCCCAGCAGUUUGGGAGGCCAAGGUAGGCAGAUAGCUUGAGUCCAGGAGUUCGAGACCAGCCUGGGCAACAUGGUGAAACCCCACCUCUACAAAAAAAAUAGAAAAAUUAGUCAGGCAUGGUGGCUCGCACCUGUGGUCACAGCUACUUGGGAGUUUAAUGCAGAAGGAUCACUUGAGCCCAGGAGGAAGAGGUUGCCGUGAGCCAAGACCGUGCCACUGCACACCAGCGUAGGCAACAGAGCAAGGCCAUGUCUCAAAAAACAAAGAGAGACAGCAAUAGCACUCCAGCUAUUGAAAUGGUUGCCAUUUUUUUGAGGGCCUUGCUUUUUAUUCUUUGGUGUCCAUUAAUGUUUUCUUUUUUUUUUGAGACAGAGUUUCGCUCUUGUUACCCAGGCUGGAGUGCAAUGGUGCGAUCUCGGCUCACCGCAACCUCUGCCUCCUGGGUUCAGGCAAUUCUCCUGCCUCAGCCUCCUGAGUAGCUGGGAUUACAGGCACGCACCACCAUGCCCAGCUAAUUUUUUGUAUUUUUAGUAGAGACGGGGUUUCACCAUGUUGACCAGGAUGGUCUCAAUCUCUUGACCUCGUGAUCCACCCGCCUUGGCCUCCCAAAGUGCUGGGAUUAGAUCUCUGCAGAAUGAUGAGAUCUAAUUAUUGAGCCACCGCGCCCGGCGUAGUGUUUUCUUAAUAAGUAUGGUUUUUCUAGGCAAAGUGAAUUCAUUUUUGUCUAGUAUAUAUAUGUAAAUAUAUUAAUGUUGUUUUUGUGUUGGUGAUGUAGUAAGGAGACGUAUAUAGAAAUUCAUUGAGAUAUAUAGAUAUUCAUCUGCCUAGCCAGUUUCCAUCUUUCUGAGGAAUGUUUCAAAGCAAAAUUUCCUAUUUUCUUUUAUUACAUAAUGAUACAUCAAACAAUAUUACAUCCAAAUCACUAGUUUUAUUAAUUUCUAGCCGUGAUAGACUUACUAUUGCUCUAUUCUUUUCUGAUGCCUACCCUUGUUAUACAUAUUGUUAAAUGACCAAUAUUAUGUAUGAAGUAGACUAAAAACAUUUUACUCAAACUUCAGUCAUAUCCUAAUUGUGAUAAUUUUUGUUUUAUAUUCUAAACCAAAAUAUAUUUGCAUUCUUAAACUAACUUGUCUCAGAAUUUUGCUUCAUGCUUUAGGAUCAGUUUAAUGUCCUGUGGGUCCCAUGAAUAUUAUUGUCCCUCUUUCUGAGCUAUACAUCAAAACACACAUAAUCUUCAAAAGUCAACCCAAAACUCAUUUGCCAUAAAAAUCAAGAUACAGGCCGGGCGCGGUGGCUCAAGCCUGUAAUCCCAGCACUUUGGGAGGCCGAGGUGGGUGGAUCACGAGGUCAAGAGAUUGAGACCAUCCUGGUCAACAUGGUGAAAGCCCGUCUCUACUAAAAAUAAAAAAAAAUUAGCUGGGCAUGGUGGCGCGUGCCUGUAAUUGCAGGUACUCAGGAGGCUGAGGCAGGAGAAUUGCCUGAACCCAGGAGGCAGAGGUUGCGGUGAGCCGAGAUCGCACCAUUGCACUCCAGCCUGGGUAACAAGAGCGAACCUCCGUCUCAAAAAAAAAAAAAAAAAUCAAGAUACAGAUGUUCUGUUUCCAUAAAUUCCUUGAAAAACUUUAAAGUCAUCAAUAUGGUCUGUUUCCCUUGAAACUUAAGUUAGCUUUCUUAUUGGAGUUGUUUUAUUUAUUUUCUAUUAGUCUGAAAAGUAAAGAUUUUGUUUUAUGCAUUUUAGUAACCUGCAACAACCAGCUCUAAGAAUGAUUUGGCUUGUGAUGACCGUCUGUGUUUUUUGGGAUUUGGAGUACGUAAUCGUAAUAUUUACUUAAUUAUGUGUUUUUCUUUGUUCAAGGUAUUGGCUAGUUUCAUGAAUAUUUUGGAAGUUUUUCUUUCAUUAGUUAGAAGAUUACAUUUUACACUAUUAAAAUAUGUCUAUUACUU
Callithrix jacchus (white-tufted-ear marmoset) is the source of this 12245-nucleotide messenger RNA. RefSeq names its product kinetochore scaffold 1 (gene KNL1). The record is from RefSeq and is a predicted model, not a curated record. Lineage: Eukaryota; Metazoa; Chordata; Mammalia; Primates; Cebidae. Gene Ontology annotation, biological process: protein localization to kinetochore; attachment of spindle microtubules to kinetochore; cell division. Gene Ontology annotation, cellular component: nucleus.